CUAAAGCCGUAGCUUUGUGCAUCUCCCUACUUAUCUCUGACCAUAAUUCUCACUGGGAAGUGGGAACUGCUGGGAACUGUGAAGAUGACACUGCUCAUAUAGCGGAUCUUUCAUUAAGCUACAUCGUAUGCGCUUGGUGUCCUGCAGUGAAACCCAAUGAGAUCUAUUCUACCAACACACUCUCCAAAUUACAAGCGGUCAGAGUUUGUUAGUACCCCAGUUAGUACGUGCGUGUGUUGCGCUCAGCUCCCAGGGCAUUAACCAAUGGGUUUUCAAAAAAAAAAACCGAGUAUUUAUACGAAUUUCGUCCAACAUUGUUCGAAAUCGGUGCAUAAACUCUGUAGGUUCUCACACUCUCAGUUAUAUAUAGGACCCAUCUCGCGAGGUACAUCGCCAUCUUGUGUGAACUUCCAAUCCAAUGUUAUACAGGACCAGUUACUGGCACAUGUCUCCCAUUGAGGAUACAGCCAUAAGGAAAGGAAGGAAGUUAGUACGCGCAGUACGCUGCUGCUCUUCUCAGCUCUUCUGCUUCUGUACAAAGCAUUUGUCAGCUGUUCGUUUCCUAAAAUUUUUUCGUUGAUUCUACUCAUACCUGUUUAAUCUGGUAGUUGAACAAUGUACUUAAUUCAUCGAAAGGGAUUACGAUUUUCUCGAGAAUCGUAGCGGUCAGAUUGGCUUAUGGGCUAUUAGGUUAGAUUACAUUAAAUCUGGAAAACAUCGACAGAGUACUCCAGGUUUUUCAGAAACAAUAAAUUAACAUUAUGGACGUAGAGAGAAUUGCAGUAUUUGCUGGUGUUGGUUUUGCAUUAGCUGUCGGUGCGUUUGUUCUCUGGGGACCCUCGCCAAGACCUAGAAGAAGAGGUCAAGUUGUUGGAAUUACCAAUUUAGGAUACACCUGCUUUUUAAAUUCCCUUCUUCAGUCAUUAGCAUCAUGUCCUACAUUUAUAUCAUGGCUCCAGAAGCAGCACAAUAAAACACAGAAGAUUUCCUUCACUAGCACUCUUGUUUCUGUUCUGGAAAAGAUCAAUGGAUUUUCUGAUGAUUUGUAUGGAGAUGUCACCCCUGUUGAAAUUAUCACCUCUCUAGGACCCCUAUGGAGUUUUGCUCCAGGGCACCAAGAUGCCCAUGAACUAUUUCAUGUAGUUCUCAGUGCGUUACAAGCAGAAUCUCAGCCUGUCAAUAGGAAAGGCUGUUUAUCUGAUGCUUUGCCAGAGGGACUUCAAGUUAUAUCAGACAUUAAGGGUUCUGGCGAUCCCUUAGGAUUGAGAAGCGUGUCCUGUAAUGAUAUUGCUGCAUCUGAAAAACAUCCAGAAGCGCUUACAACUAUUGACAAAAAUUGCAAUGAUCAGAUGAUAGCAUCCACCCAGUCUGUUUCAAGAACCUCUAUACCCUCCAACAAACCUGGCAUGAUUCUUGCUAGGUCUUCAGAGAUUCUUACAAAAGAGGAACUGGUAAAUUGUGCGGAUAAAGGAAUAUUUAGACCAUGGAGUUCCCUUUGUGCCAUUCCACUUCCCAGUGUUCCUGCCCUUUCCAAUGAAGUGCAUCCAUUCUCUGGGCUGCUAACCAGUCAGCUGCAAUGUACUAAUUGUAAUUGGAAGUCCUCUGUACGAUACGACAAACUGGAAAGUGUAUCGUUGCCAUUGCCACCAGCUAGUGCAGCUCUUACAUGGAGACGCCACACUUUAACAGAACUAUUCUCUCGUCUAGUAACAAGCGAAAUCAUACAUGAUGUUCAGUGCGACGGAUGUGCAUUGCGUUGCCCGGCGGUGAAGACACUAACUCUUGGCAAACUACCGCGAUGUCUAUGUCUUCAUAUACCCAGGACAACAUGGAGUUCGUCAGGAAUGCCCAUAAAAAGAGACGAUCCCGUCAUUUUUCCAGAAAUUCUAGUACUAGAUUCGUUUACAUUCACCGAGACAAAAAAGCGAAGUUCCCAGGGUGGUAUGCAGGCAAUGCUCAUCCUGGCUAAUCAGAAUACGACUCAUGGAAAACACAGAUACAGAUUGCGAGCAGUCGUGGAGCAUAGGGGCCCCGUCGACGCCGGUCACUUUGUUUGUUACAGACGAGGAAAUCGGCCAGGUCAGUGGCUGUACACCUCUGAUACAACUGUCGAGAGCACAACUCUGACGGACGUUCUUUUCGCGAGUCCGUAUCUUCUUUUUUACGAGCGCAUCAACGGAUCGCAAGAAUAGCUCAUGAGAUAUUCUGAUCUCUGUAUCAUCAGUGUACUCAACAACAUGAAACAUAUAACGUUCUACCGAUCUUGUGUUUUAAAUAGCUUUGAGAACUUGUCGUUAAGAAAAGAAAAUGUGGAGAAUCCACUGAUAUGACAACUCGGGAGUUUAUUAGGACUACUUGACAAGCCACUCAGAUUACAGUCGAGUUUUUGGAUUUUUCAAAACCGACUCUUCACAAUAACAAGUUAUAUACUCCUACACUAUACGUAAUUAUAAUAUAUUGUAGUCCUUUAACUUCUAACGUUAUGCAACAAAGUAGAAGCUGUAGAUAUCUCUUUGAGUUUACGUUUAGUUCCUUGACGGGACUCCGUUUCGAAUGUUUGUAUAUGUUGAGUACGAUGUUGAUUACCAGUCAUAUUUAUAGGUAUUACUGAAAGGUACUGUAAUUCUGUGAUCCUAGUCCUGUUAUUUCCCUCAGGCUCCCAUUAUCGCAUAAAAACCAUUUUCAGCAUGCGACGAUGACUUAAAUAGUGCCAAAACCGCAAUUUUUCAUAUUUCACUUUUAAUCCUCAGAAUACAUCCUCACGUUGAUAUUAGUGCUUACAGGUGCGUAAUGUAUCAUCGCAUAACUGAAAUAAUUAGACUGCAUUACAAUUAAGGAUAAAUGAAAAAUAUUUAACGAUAGACUUAUGAAAUUCAAAGACUUCGAAGGAGAGCUUGAUGAAAAGGAGUGCCAAUCGAGUGUUUGAUUUUAUUAUGUUUUGAAUUAACAAGCGACCAUCACUAGACGGUUAACAGCGAUUUAUAAUAAUUAGGGGUAUGACACUGAUACACUAUUAUAUUUGAUUAUUAAUAUUGGUAUGUUCAUUGAAUAUUUUUUAAUUAACUAUUCGUGCUGAUUCGAAUACAUCGAAAGUUCGCGAAAUUACAUUUACACUCGAAGGUUGGUUAGUAGAAAACUCUGAGGCCUUCGUUGACGUAAAACGUAGAACGUGUGUUGAUUUCAAGUACCACGUUGCUUCGUCACUUCUUUAUGACAAACUAUUUCUGUACAGUUUUUAAAUUUAUUAAGAAAAAGGAACAAGGAAACGUUAUAAAUAUAUAUACAAUAUAUAAAAACGAAAUUGCCAUUAAGAUUUUUUAGGGUAGGGCUGGAGUCAGCUGUAAUCGUCAUCUCGAUAAAAAGUAUGUAAAUGGCGACACAGAAGUAACUAUGGUAAUAGAGCGAAGUGAAAUAAAAAAUAAUAUAAAUAGGAA
Molecule: messenger RNA, 3434 nt
Organism: Cephus cinctus (wheat stem sawfly)
Lineage: Eukaryota; Metazoa; Arthropoda; Insecta; Hymenoptera; Cephidae
Gene: Usp30
Product: ubiquitin carboxyl-terminal hydrolase 30 homolog
Exons: 6
Coding region: 762-2192 (476 amino acids)
Biological process (GO): protein deubiquitination
Cellular component (GO): nucleus; cytosol
Molecular function (GO): cysteine-type deubiquitinase activity; cysteine-type endopeptidase activity
Source: RefSeq, a predicted model, not a curated record